AUGGAAAAAGUCGGAAAAAGACUAGAGAUCGACGGUAGCUAUGCUGUUUUACCUGGUUUAAUUAUUGUUACUUUUGGUGACGUUGAGACUCAUACAUCAGAAACUCAUUUAAUUCGUUGCUCAAGAUCACUUGAUAUUGGUAGAUUAGAAAGAGCAAAUGUCAUUGCAUAUAAAAUUGCAAAAGGUGAACUUGAUUUAGAUGAAGCCUCUGCUUUAUUAGAUGAGAUUAUUAAUGGUCCCCCGACAUGGGGUCCUUUAAUUGUCAUUUUGGGUUAUAUUAUGACUUCUGCUUUUGUUGCUCCCUUAUUUUAUAAUGGUUCAUGGACUGAUUGUUGGGUUAGUGCUAUCUUUGGUUUAUGUGUUGGCAUAUUAACUUAUAUUUCAGAAAAAUUGCCAAUGUUUGGUAAUGUGUUUGAAAUGGUUGUAACAAUCCCUAUUGCUGUUAUUACGCUUGCAUUUCACCCUCACGUCUGUUUUGCUGCUGUUGCUAUGGCUGCUAUUGUCAUUGCUUUACCAGGUUAUUCAUUGACUUGCUCAGUAAUGGAAUUAGCUGCCAAAAAUUUAAUUAGUGGUGUUGUUCAUUUGGUUUAUGCCUUGAUGUAUGUUCUGUUUUUAGCAUUUGGUAUUGGUUAUGGUUGUUCUAUUUGGCGACUAUCCCAUCCUGGAGAAUAUAUAAACGUCUUAGGAGCAUGUCAAGAAAAUAUUAACCCAUGGUGGACAUUUUUAAUUUUACCUCUUGCUACAAUUGGUUUUGGAGUCGUUUAUGGUGCGGCGCCAUAUCAAUGGUGGCCCAUGGUGGGUGAUAGUGCAGUUGGUUAUGUGGUUUAUUAUUUUGUAGGUAAAGUGGUAGGCUCAAGCUCGGUUAUUACACCUAGCGCAGGCGCCUUUGCUUUAGGACUCGCUGGUAACAUCUAUGCUCGUGUAACAAAGCGAUUAGCAUUCGUACCCAUUAUGGGUGGUACAAUCAUUCUUGUGCCUGGAAGUAUUGGUGUCAAAGGUGCAGUUCAUUUGUUUGAUGGCUCGAACAACAGUAGUGGUAGUGAAUUUGUGUUUCAAGUUCUUGGUAUUUCGUUAUCUUUAACUUUGGGAUUAUUUUUGGCUAAUUUAGUUGUUUAUCCUACUGGUAAAAAAAGAACUGUCUUUUUGGGUUUCUAA
Cokeromyces recurvatus is the source of this 1155-nucleotide messenger RNA. RefSeq lists its product as uncharacterized. The transcript has 3 exons. Gene Ontology annotation, molecular function: transmembrane transporter activity. Lineage: Eukaryota; Fungi; Mucoromycota; Mucoromycetes; Mucorales; Mucoraceae. The record is from RefSeq and is a predicted model, not a curated record. Bases 1 to 1155 code for a protein of 384 amino acids. Gene Ontology annotation, biological process: transmembrane transport.